Messenger RNA from Lotus japonicus, 1049 nucleotides. Its product is annotated as protein LIGHT-DEPENDENT SHORT HYPOCOTYLS 10-like. NCBI's taxonomy places the organism in Eukaryota, Viridiplantae, Streptophyta, Magnoliopsida, Fabales, Fabaceae. The coding region runs from base 173 to 709 and encodes 178 amino acids. Gene Ontology annotation, cellular component: nucleus. The record is from RefSeq and is a predicted model, not a curated record. Gene Ontology annotation, biological process: mRNA transcription; response to light stimulus. The transcript has 2 exons.
UGCAUAUAGGGCCCAUGACAUGUCCUUUCAAAAGACCCCAAAUUAAGAUGUGAUUUUCAUGAUCUUUCUCCACUGCACCACUAACACAAUAUUAUUCACUCUUUCAUCGAUCACCUGCUAUUUCCAGCCAUUUACCUCAUAAAUUCCACACCCUCACACCAUCCAGUCCACCAUGUCUGCUGAAAUGCAAAACGAUUCCACUCAAGCUUCAUCGUCGUCUUCACGACCAUCUGCGGCUCCUUUGAGCCGCUAUGAAUCACAAAAACGGCGAGACUGGAACACCUUUGGCCAGUACUUGAAGAACCUGACACCGCCAAUUUCAGUGUCUCAGUGCAACUUCAACCACGUGCUGGACUUCCUUCGGUACCUCGACCAGUUCGGGAAGACCAAGGUCCACUUGCACGGCUGCAUCUUCUUCGGCCAACCUGACCCGCCGGCGCCCUGCACCUGCCCUCUCAGGCAGGCUUGGGGGAGCCUUGACGCGCUCAUCGGAAGGCUUAGAGCCGCCUAUGAAGAGCACGGCGGCUCACCGGAGACUAAUCCCUUUGGAAGCGGAGCUAUUCGUGUGUACUUGCGUGAAGUCAAGGAGGGUCAGGCAAAGGCUAGAGGGAUCCCAUACACAAAGAAAAAGAAGAAGAAGAGGAGCCUAAUAACGGGGAGUCAUGAUCAAGUUCAACCCUCAAAGUCCUUCAAGCAAUUGGCUUCUUGAGAUGGAUAAAUGGACCGCACCAACGAUUUACUUGGAUUGGGGGCUUUAAUAUGCCAAAGAGAAGGAGCUAGCUAGUCGAAUAUCAUCUGCACUGGUUCCCCUUAAAGUUAUCACAGAAAAUAUUGAUGAUUUCCUACUUUAAUUGUAGUUCAGAGCGUCAGAAUUAUCCUUUUGGAUCUAGUUUGGUAUAAGUAUUAAAUAUAUGUACAACCUUCUAUGUUCUCAUCACAUGUUAGACCUCACAGCCAAAAUACAAACGGUAAGAAUGGCUAGUUUUAUAGUUUUCUAUUACUUUCUAUCUUCCUUCUAUAAUGCAAGAACUUCAAUUUUCCUGUUGCUA